Molecule: messenger RNA, 712 nt
Organism: Morus notabilis
Lineage: Eukaryota; Viridiplantae; Streptophyta; Magnoliopsida; Rosales; Moraceae
Product: heavy metal-associated isoprenylated plant protein 3-like
Exons: 4
Coding region: 182-712 (176 amino acids)
Molecular function (GO): metal ion binding
Source: RefSeq, a predicted model, not a curated record
CUAGUACCGUAUGUGCAGAAAAAGUAUUAUCUAUGACGUCUUCAUGAUAUGCGAAACUUGGUUUUGUUUGUGAUGGAGAAGAAUCAACUGAUCGUAGUCUCACCUCAUGUAUAUUUCUCUAUAUAAGGGGUACCGUCAAUCACUUUGGGAGAGGUUCUAGAUAUCUGAGAGCUCAUAAACCAUGGCUAAUGCGACCAUAAUGGUGCUGAAGGUGAACCUUCAAUGCCAUGAAUGCUACAGGAAGGUCAAAAAAGUUCUCUGUAGUUUUCCUCAAAUACAAGACCAGGUGUACGAUGAGAAGCAAAACACAGUGACAAUCAAAGUGGUCUGCUGCUGCGACCCUGAAAAGAUGAAGCAAAAGAUACUCUGCAAGGGCAAAGCAGUCAUCAAGAGCAUUGAGAUCAAAGUCCACAAAAAGAAAGAAAAAGAAGAUAAGGCUUCGAAUACCGAGGACAAGGACAAGAAGAAUGCAGAUGAAACAAAAGAUAAAAAUCAGCAAACAAACCUACCUCCACGUCCUGUUCAGCUGGUGCCUUGCGUGCCUUUUGUGCCGGUAUGCCCAGUUCCCGGAGCCGGCCCGUUUCGUCGCACGUGCUGCAGGGAAUGCUACGAAGGCCGCGUCGGUGGGCCAUGCUUCGAAGGUUAUGAUAAUAAUUGGGCAGCUGGCCCGUUUCGUCGCACGUGCUGCAGGGAAUCAAUCAACUUCUCAUGA